AUGCAAUGUCGGCCAGGCGUAUUAAAUCCGAAAUUCAUGUGGGAGUUGGGCGAAGCAGUAACUGAUGCUUGUGAAAAUGGGCCAGCUUCUUAUUUCACGCCAUCCUAUUCCACUUGCACUCCAGCAGAGGUCGGGACAAUGAAGAUUAAGUUGCCACUUUGUGUCGCUGGUCCAAUGCAAGUUUUGAGGAUGCGCGUGGCCGAGGAAAUAUCUAGGCAUGAGAUUACAUUUAUUGAACAAAUUGAAGAUGCUGAUUUUGAGUUAAAUGAACAACUCAUCGCGGAUAUUCAAUGGGUAGUAAUUGAAUAAGGUCGCUUCCAAACGGGAAAUGACGUAACCAAAAGAACGUACAUUUUGGAAGCUAAUAGCAGGCAUCCGUAUCCAAUUUACACAAUUCUUACCGCAGUCACUUCCGUACUUGCUACUUUCAUGUGUCGAUUGCCUAAAGAAGGCCAUGGAGAGGAGAUGGGAAACCAUGAAGGUGGUCCGAGGUCCAUGGAAGCAGUCGAUGAAACUAUCAGAAAAUAUGAGCAUUGUUUGAAAAUGAUCCUUUUCACUAAUAAUAUCGACCUAUUUAAUGUUACUAAGAGGCCAGCAAUUCCCCAGUUAGUUCUAUGGAACCCCGCCCUUAACCAAUACUUAGACCAAAUCAGGAAAUAUGAAAAAACGCAUGAACGAAUGGAAAUAAUGCGAAAAUUGGCCAACCGAGAUGGCGAUUCCAAUGUAUGA
This is a messenger RNA of Rodentolepis nana, 729 nucleotides long. The record is from the annotation of a GenBank genome assembly. Lineage: Eukaryota; Metazoa; Platyhelminthes; Cestoda; Cyclophyllidea; Hymenolepididae.